Aplysia californica (California sea hare) is the source of this 2718-nucleotide messenger RNA. Its product is annotated as mucin-5AC-like. The annotation marks the transcript as partial. The record is from RefSeq and is a predicted model, not a curated record. The transcript is spliced from 4 exons. Lineage: Eukaryota; Metazoa; Mollusca; Gastropoda; Aplysiida; Aplysiidae.
ACAUCUUCACCAUCAUCUCCUACAUCUACACUGUCAUCUCAUACAUCUACUCCUUCAUCUUCUACAUUCACAUCAUCAUCUUCUACAUCUACAUUAUCAUCUCCUACAUUUGCAUCCCCACCUACAUCUCCACCAUCAUCACCUACAUCCACACCAUCAUCCCCUACAUCCACACCACCAUCACCUACAACUGCAUCAUCAUCCCCAACAUCUAAACCAUCAUCUCCAACAUCUCCAUCACCACCAUCUACACCAUCGUCUUCUUCUACAUCACUCCUUUCAACCUCACUUUCUUCUACGUUACCUUCAUCUUUUUCCACAUCAUCAUUACAUUCCACAUCAUCUUCUUUUACACCAUCAUCUAUUGCGUCAUCGUCAACUUCUUCUACACUUUUGCCAUUUGUUUCCACGUCAUCGUUUCUUUCUUCCACACCUCCAUCAUCUUCUUCCAUUUCACAUUUACGUCCACCCACAUCAACACAACCUUCUUCUCCGUCACCCUCAGCUUCAUCUACACCACAUUCUUCCACAUUAACUUCUACAACUUCCCCGUCAUUUUCAUCAUCAUCAUCAUCAUCAUCAUCAUCAUCAUCAUCAUCAUCUUCCACGUCACUGUUACCUUCCUCCACUUCAACAUCUUUCAUAUCAAGAACUCCGACAUCACCGUCAAUUUCUUCCCCAUCAUCUGCUUCUACGUCUCUGCCCCCUUCUUCUACGACUUCAUCAGUUUCUUCAUCUCCUACAUUCCCAUCACCUUCUUCCGCAUCACAGUCUCCCACAUCACCUUCUUCCACACCACUGUCACCUCCCAUACCAUCGUCUUCUUCAUCUAUAUCAUCUUCAGUUUCUUUCACACAUGCAUUACCUUCUCCUGUAUCACCCUAUUCCAAACAUCCUUCUUCCGCACCACAUUUUUCUACAUUACCUUCUUCAACAUUACCUUCUUCAACAUCUCCUUCUUCUUCACCACCUCCUUCCACAUCGUCAACGUUUUCUGCAUCACCCUCUUUUGCACCACUCUUUACAACACCUUCUACUUUUGCAUCACCUCCUUCGACAUCUUCUUCACUUCCAUUCACAUCACCGUCUCAUACGAUUACCUCAACUAUUUCUGUUUUUACGUCUCAGCCACCUGUCACGACCUCCUCGUCAACUCCUUCGUCAUCUCUGCCACCCAUUUCCUCUUCACCCCAAUUUUCAUCUUCCUCAUCAUCAACAACACAAAGUCCUGGUUACAAUAGCCCUAAAAUUCUUCUAAGCUCAAGUGUACCUUCAACUACAACAGUUGGUGGCCAAAGGACAACUUCCACAAUACCAACCGAUCUGACAGUUUCAGCUUCUCCAACUAGACUAAGUCUUUCAUCUGAUGUUACAACAUCCACGUUUCCAACCGGCCAAAGUCUUUCUUCCGAUGACACAGUAUCUACUUCCCCACCUGGUCAAACUCUGUCGUCUCAACCUACAACGUCUGCAAUGUUUUCCACUAGUCAAAGCGGUUCUGUUGUUACUACAUCAAGCUACCCACCAAGUCAAAGUCUUUCUUCUGAUAUUACCACAUCUGCCUUGCCGACUGGUCACAGUCUUUCUUCGGGUGGUACAUCAUCCAAGCUUUCAAUAAGCCUUUCCGAUAUUACAGCGUCAACAUCAUCUUCUGAUACCACAGCACUUACUCUUUCAACUGGUCAAGGUCUUUCUUCUGAUGUUACUAGAACUACGUUUCCUGGCAGUAAAAGUCUUACUUCUGAUCAAACAGCAUCCCUCGCUUCUUCUGUUCAUAGUCUUUCUUCUGGCAGGACAUCAUCUACCCCACUAUCUACUGGAAACCCCUCGUCUGAUCCCACAGUUCACACUGUCUCAACAAGCCAAACUUCUUCUUCUAUUCUCACCACAUCCCCGGUUUCGACCAUUCAAACAAGGCAUACAACAGCCACGCAAUCCAUACAAACGUCUUUCUUCACCACAAGUUCAACACCACGGUCAUCGUCUGGCGCGAGUGUGUCAGAUAACACUUCUAUCUCUAAGGUAUCUCACAGUCCUGGCACUACAACACAAAAUUCAGACACUAACCCAGACACUACAAGAAUACAAAACCCAGACACUACUAGAACAUCACAAAACCAAUAUAAUUCCAGGACAUCACAGUACCCACUAAAUUCUAGGUCGUCUCAAAAUCCAACGAAUACAAGGACAACACAACGUCCCCGGACAUCAGAAAACCCUACUAACGCAAGGACAUCGGGGAUUGUUACUAACAUUAGAACUUCAGAAGCCCUUACUAACACCGGGACAUCAGAAAGUCCAGUUGAUGUUAGAACAUUAGAAACUCUAUUUAAUACUAGGACAUCGGACAAUUCAUUAAAUACGAAGACAACGGAAAGCGUCCCCCAACCCGUAACGGCUACCAGUUCAAGCGAGGCAACUACAACACUGCAAGGGGCGACGGUACUAGAAACUACACAUCAAGGGUUGGCUACUUUCUCCCCGCCCACUUCUCCGCCCACCCAGUCCCCGGUGACAGGAACGCCGUCUCAACCCCCCGUGAUACCGGGACUCACAAACAGCAAUGCCCUUGGUGUUCGCAAACAGUAUCCUGUUUGCAUAAUCCAAGUCAACGGAUGUAAUGGUAAAAAGAAAAACGUUUCACCAGGUGUGAACAUUGCUUCACGUUUUUCAUUCAGUGAUACCAUGCUGGACUUGAGAGGGGAUGACCUAGUGUGA